This is a messenger RNA of Didymella exigua CBS 183.55, 1691 nucleotides long. Its product is annotated as lytic polysaccharide monooxygenase. Bases 157 to 1200 code for a protein of 347 amino acids. Lineage: Eukaryota; Fungi; Ascomycota; Dothideomycetes; Pleosporales; Didymellaceae. The transcript has 2 exons. The record is from RefSeq and is a predicted model, not a curated record.
CUCAUUCAGUCAAUUCGACAGUUCAUUCUUUUCACAUUCAUCCACCCUUCAUCGACUGAAGCGGAUACCAUUCUUUUACACCUUCGUUGAUCUCGAAGCUUAUCUUGAACGCCAUUCUUUCCAAUAACCCGAUUUUCAACCACCAGAUCAUCAACCAUGCCUUCCAAGAUCCAGAUCGCUGCCAUCCUCGGUGCUGUUGCUGCCUCCGUCAGCGCUCACGGUCACCUUUCGGACAUCAAGGUCGACGGCACUGACUACACUGCCUAUGACCCCUCGUUCCAGUACCAGAACCCCGCCCCCGAGGUCAUCGAGUGGUCCUGCCCCGAGUGUCUCGACAACGGCUUCGUCGACCCCACCAUGUACACCGAUGUGACCAAGAUUGCUUGCCACAAGGACGCCACCGCUGGUGCAAAGGUCGCCAAGGUCGCUGCUGGAGGCACCGUUAACAUCCAGUGGAACACCUGGCCCGACUCCCACGUCGGCCCUGUCAUUGACUACAUGGCCAAGGUCGACGAUGCUACCUCUGCUAAGGCUGCCGACUUGAAGUUCUUCAAGAUCGAUGCUGCCGGUUACGAGGGUGGCCAGUGGGCUGCUACCAAGCUUAUCAAGAACAACCUGACCUGGUCCGUCACUGUCCCCAGCUCUAUCGCUGCCGGUCAGUACGUUCUCCGUCAUGAGAUCAUCGCUCUUCACUCGGCUGGCCAGGACAAUGGUGCCCAGAACUACCCCAAGUGCAUCAACCUAGAGGUCACUGGCUCCGGCACCGAAAACCCCGAGGGUAUUACCGCCGACAAGUUCUACACCCCUACCGACCCCGGCAUCAAGGUCAACAUCUACUCUGGCGACAUGUCCGGCUACGAGAUUCCCGGUCCCGCUCUUUUCAGCGGUGCCAGCUCCGGCUCCAGCUCCGGCUCCAGCUCCGGCUCGAGCUCAUCUGUAGCUCCUGCCAGCUCCACCUCGGCUACCCCUACUGCCACUCCCUCCGUUGCCGCCCAGAACAACGCUGCCUCUACUCCUGUUGCUUCUGCCACCCCUACUGCUGCCGAACCUGCUUACGCCUCUGCUGCUCCUUCGUCUACUGGCAGCCCUGAUGCUCUCCCCAAGACCUUCACCAUUGAGACGUUCGUCUCCUGGCUGGAGAAGAACGCUGGCUCCACCAGCUCUAAGGCCCGCCGCCACUCCCGCGCUUUCCGCGGUUAAAUUAGCAGCAUGUUGAAAAACAUGCUCUAAGUGGCUACUUGUACACAUCACGUGGAUUGAUGAUUAAAGAAGAAAACGGUCUUCAAUUCUUGUACCUACCCUUUAUAUAGUCGAAACGGCCUGUGCUCUUCGCCUCUUAACUUCGUUGUACACUCAAAUACAGCGUGAAUGUUUCUAUCCUCCAUGAGUGAAUUGUUGUCACACGACUGGUGUUCGACACAGUCAUUCUCAGUACUAGACUAACAACGUUUCCACCCUGCCGUACAUUACCGCUGCAUUCCCCAGCCUUGUCUUAUCCCACUCAAGAUAAUGCCACCCAUGUCUCAGUAAGCAGCUUCACGACUCCCGGGUCACAGUCUUAGACUUCUCGGUGCUGUCAUUCCGCGUGGUUUCUGCAACCUCAUAGUGGCCCUCCACUCCAUCGAAAGUGUACAACGGCGUGAGUGUCGCGGACUUAUCAAACAUAACCCAGCGCUUCCACCACCAGGGGA